AAAGACACUAUGGCKGUCACAAAAAUAUGCUGUAUAGGCGCUGGAUAUGUUGGUGGACCCACGUGCAGUGUAAUAGCAAUGCAGUGUCCACACAUAAAAGUCACGGUUGUAGACAUAAGCGCUCAUCGAAUUUCCCAGUGGAACUCAGAGAAAUUGCCCAUCUAUGAACCCGGACUCGAUGACAUUGUAAAAAAACGCAGAAAUGUAAACUUGUUCUUUUCCACAAACAUCGAAGAAGCUAUUCAAGAAGCAGAUUUAAUUUUUAUUUCUGUUAACACCCCUACAAAGACGUUUGGAGUAGGCAAAGUAUUAUCUAAUCCCGAGUUCUUGUCAGAAGGCGUGGCUGUUGAAAACCUAUUAAAUGCAGACCGAGUUCUUAUAGGACACGAAGAGACCGCCGACGGUUUGUGGGCUUUUAAGGAACUCAGUAAAGUCUAUUCAAAUUGGAUACCCGAAGAGAAAAUCCUCAGGACGAACACUUGGUCUUCGGAACUAACCAAAUUGGCGGCUAAUGCAUUUCUAGCUCAACGGAUUUCCAGCAUUAACUCAAUGUCAGUUAUAUGUGAAGCGACUGGUGCAGAUGUCAGUGAGGUGGCUAAGGGCAUAGGCCUCGAUUCCAGAAUUGGGCCAAAAUUUCUACAAGCGUCAGUCGGUUUCGGAGGCAGUUGUUUUCAAAAAGAUCUACUAAAUUUAGUUUACAUAUGUGAAUGUUUAAAUCUUCCACAAGUAGCUGUUUAUUGGCAACAAGUACUGGACAUGAAUGUUUAUCAAAAAUCUAGAUUUUCAAAUAAAGUUAUUGAAUCAUUGUUUAAUACGGUCACUGGUAAAAAAAUAACAAUGUUUGGAUUUGCGUUUAAAAAAGACACGGGUGAUACUCGUGAGUSACCUGCAAUACACGUUGGUAAGACGUUACUCGAUGAAGGAGCAAAACUCAAUAUUUAUGACCCGAAGGUGGAACCAGAACAAAUCCAAAAAGACCUCACGCAUCCUUACGUCACAGAUAAUCCAGAAAACGUAAUUAGGUCUAUUGAAAUCCACAAUAAUCCAUACACAGCUGCAGACUCUACACACGCUAUUGUAAUAUGCACCGAAUGGGACGAAUUUGUGAACUUGGAUUAUGAAAAAAUUUAUAAACGUAUGAUAAAACCAGCAUUUAUUUUUGAUGGUCGCAAGAUUCUGAACCAUGAAAUCUUGGCCACAAUUGGUUUCCAAGUUCAUACAAUUGGAAAGCGUUGAAUUUUAAAAUGUAUGGCGCAUAUUGUCUUCCAUUUAACCAUAUCGAUUAAGUAUUCUUGCCACCACUAGAAAAUAUCAGUAAUUAUAUUAUAUAUUUUUUUACAUUUAUACUUCAUAGUUUUUACAUAACCUUAACACCUUAUUGAUCAAUUUAUACAUGACAUGGCCUCAUACUUAAAAUAAGAAAUGAAUUACUAUAAGUAGUAAGGAUAUAUAUAUUKUAAUGUUGUAACU
This is a messenger RNA of Diuraphis noxia (Russian wheat aphid), 1470 nucleotides long. It is a transcript of the gene sgl, whose product is annotated as UDP-glucose 6-dehydrogenase sgl. The record is from RefSeq and is a predicted model, not a curated record. NCBI's taxonomy places the organism in Eukaryota, Metazoa, Arthropoda, Insecta, Hemiptera, Aphididae. Gene Ontology annotation, cellular component: nucleus. Gene Ontology annotation, molecular function: NAD binding; UDP-glucose 6-dehydrogenase activity. Gene Ontology annotation, biological process: glycosaminoglycan biosynthetic process.